AUGGGUUGCAUUCAGAACGUUCAUCCGAAGAAGUACGGCCAGGGAUCCAGGCAAUGCCGCGUGUGCUCGAACAGACAUGCCAUAAUCAGAAAGUACAACAUUAACAUAUGCAGACAGUGCUUCCGAGAAAGGGCCGACAUUAUUGGAUUUAAGAAGGUAAAAUUUAGGACCAUACGAAUGCUGACCGUUUCAGCACAGGAUGGGGAUCCCCCCCUCGAGGGGAGGUUUUCCACUUAUGUGUGA
Messenger RNA from Plasmodium coatneyi, 243 nucleotides. RefSeq names its product 30S ribosomal protein S14p/S29e. Gene Ontology annotation, molecular function: structural constituent of ribosome; zinc ion binding. The transcript has 3 exons. The record is from RefSeq and is a predicted model, not a curated record. Gene Ontology annotation, cellular component: ribosome; cytosolic small ribosomal subunit. Gene Ontology annotation, biological process: translation. NCBI's taxonomy places the organism in Eukaryota, Apicomplexa, Aconoidasida, Haemosporida, Plasmodiidae. The coding region runs from base 1 to 243 and encodes 80 amino acids.